AUGCCUGUUUCGACCUAUACAUCAACCCUUCUACUUCAACCAAGCGCAACAACAACGCUCCCCAGCACAUCCACCACAAAUCAGUCUCCCACAAGUACAUGCCUAGGGCAGUUUGUGGAGCAGACCGACCCAGAGCUAACAUGCUUUGAGUUGGCAGAUACUUACAAUGUUAGCACUGGGACGAUUGUCCAUAUUACUGGGGAAGUCGACUGUUACUUUGAAACCUCCAUCUGUCUCCCCUUGCCUUGUGACAUAGAUCGAUUUGAUGGUAACCCCACAUGCGAAGAUCUAAUUGCUCGAUACUCAAUGGACGAGUUUCCCGUCUCACUGACCCAGUUCCUUGCCUGGAAUCCGCAUAUCCAGGGUUCUUUCCUCCCGGCGGCUAUCACAAACCUUCUGCAGUCAUUGCAGCGCCGACCGGCGCUAGUGAAUAUUACACAACCGGUAGCCCUAAAUGCACCUGAGAAAAAACAGAACGCCGCUUCUAAUGGAUCCGGUACUUUAGCCAUUCCAGCAGAGCCAACACAAACCGGUACCACUCCCGCUUGCGGUCGGUACUACAAAGUUGUAUCUGGGGACACGUGCAACACGGUAGCACUACGAUUUGGCAUCACCUUUGCAGACCUCAAGCUGCUCAAUACAUAUCUGCGGGAUGAUUGCACAAACCUUUGGCUUGAGUAUGAUAUUUGCGUCGCCCCCGUGACUGAGGCCACUGUCUCUAUAGAUGCUGCUGCUCUACAAGUGGAUAUUGCGGAACUGGUGUACAAUAUUGCGGUCCUGGAAACUGUGUUUCUGGUGCAUGCGAACCUAAUAAUGGUGCCACCACGAAUGGUACAUGUGGUCCAGAUUGGGGAUUCAAGACUUGCAGUAAUCCAGAAUUCGGCCCUUGCUGUUCAAUCUACGGGUACUGUGGAGAUGGGUCAGAUUUCUGUGGCCCAGGAAACUGCUAUUCUGGAGAAUGCGAGCCCGAUAUUGGAGGUCCAAGUAUCAAUGGAGAGUGCGGUCCAGGCUUCGCAGGGAAUAAAACAUGUACAGGAACUCAAUUUGGGGACUGUUGCUCAACCUCAGGGUAUUGUGGAAGUACGGACGAGUACUGUGGUGCUGGACAUUGUUAUUCAGGAGCAUGUCAGACUUGACACUUCGAGGACCCUAAAUAUGGCUGUCAGGAUAACAUAG
Aspergillus calidoustus is the source of this 1176-nucleotide messenger RNA. The record is from the annotation of a GenBank genome assembly. Lineage: Eukaryota; Fungi; Ascomycota; Eurotiomycetes; Eurotiales; Aspergillaceae.